Messenger RNA from Xiphophorus couchianus (Monterrey platyfish), 1167 nucleotides. It is a transcript of the gene dnase1, whose product is annotated as deoxyribonuclease I. The coding region runs from base 191 to 1042 and encodes 283 amino acids. Gene Ontology annotation, molecular function: deoxyribonuclease I activity; DNA binding. Gene Ontology annotation, cellular component: nucleus. Lineage: Eukaryota; Metazoa; Chordata; Actinopteri; Cyprinodontiformes; Poeciliidae. Gene Ontology annotation, biological process: DNA catabolic process. The transcript has 9 exons. The record is from RefSeq and is a predicted model, not a curated record.
UCUCUCCUCCCAGCAUGCCGUCGUCACAUGGAGCAGCAGGUAAACAAAACCCCCUAAAACGGCUUGUUAUCACUGUUCCUAUAAAAGCUCUGGGGACCUGAACAAGCCAGGCUUUGUGUUCACGGCUGACUUUCUUCUUCUUCUUCUUCUUCUUCUUCUCCCUGAACAGGUUGAACGUCUGUGGCCCGGGAUGCGCGUGCUGUGCUCUGUGGGGCUCUUUGUAGGCCUGCUGCAUCUGUCCUCCAGUCUCCUGCUGGGAGCCUUUAACAUCAAGACAUUUGGGGACACAAAGGCCUCCAACGUCACGCUGAUGGACAUCAUCAGCACGGUCGUUCAUCGAUAUGACGUCAUUUUGAUCCAGGAGGUCAGAGACAACGACCUGACGGCAACCCAAAAACUCAUGGAACACGUCAACAAAGGUUCUUCUCAGUUCAGCUACAUUGUGAGCGAGCCCAUGGGCCGGACCACCUACACCGAGAGAUACCUCUUCCUGUACAGGCAGGCGAGUGUUUCUGUGGUUAAAAACUACACCUAUGAUGACGGCUGUGAGUCCUGUGGAACAGACACUUUCAUGAGAGAACCUUUUGUCGUCAUGUUCUCAUCUAAAUCCACCGCCUUGCCCACCUUCACUCUGAUCCCCCAGCAUACCUCUCCGGACUCGGCUGUGGCGGAGACGGAUGCCCUGUACGAUGUGGUGACUGACGUCCGCACCCGUUGGAACACCAAUAACAUUGUGCUGCUGGGGGACUUCAACGCAGGCUGUAGCUAUGUGAGUGGCUCCAACUGGGAACAGAUCCGCCUGUUCACAGACAAGAGCUUCCACUGGUUGAUCCCCAAUACGGCUGACACCACCGUCUCUAACACCAACUGUCCUUAUGACAGAAUCGUGGUCACAGCAGACAUGUUGAAGGGAGUGGUGCAAGGCAGCGCUCAGGUUUAUGACUUCAUGGCCGACCUGAAGCUCAGUCAGGACCUGGCGCUGGCCGUCAGCGACCAUUUCCCGGUGGAGGUGAAGCUGACCACUUCUCUCUUCUCUGCCUGAAUCGUGACUCCCACAACCGAGGACAAUCUCACCAAUCACUUCAUGAAAUACUAUAAAUAAAUCAAAAUAACUCUUCACAAACUCAAGACUUUCCUGUUUCUGAAACCAAAGAAGAAACAAGAAAA